AUGUUCAAGUCCGCUAGACUUUCGUCGCCUUUGGCGCAGAAAUUCAUCGCCUCUGCCGUCGGUGUUUCUGGUUUGACUGCCUCGUACGCCUUGUACCAGGACAGCGUGACCGCCAGCGCCAUGACAGCCGCCGAGCAUGGCUUGCACCCCCCUGCUUACGGGUGGUCGCACAACGGCAUGUUCUCGACAUUCGACCACGCGUCCAUUAGAAGAGGCUACCAGGUGUACAAGGAGGUCUGUGCGGCGUGCCACUCCAUGGACAGAAUUGCCUGGAGAAACUUGGUGGGUGUUUCGCACACUGCCAGCGAGGCCAAGGCGUUUGCCGAGGAGUUGGAGUACGACGACGAGCCGGAUGACGAGGGUAACCCAAGAAAGAGACCCGGUAAGUUGGCCGACUACAUCCCAGGCCCAUACCCCAACGAGCAGGCUGCCAGAGCCGCCAACCAGGGUGCUUUGCCCCCUGACUUGUCGUUGAUUGUCAAGGCCAGACACGGUGGCUGCGACUACAUCUUCUCGCUUUUGACCGGCUACCCCGAGGAGCCUCCUGCAGGUGUGGUGAUGCCCCCAGGAUCGAACUACAACCCAUACUUCCCCGGUGGCGCCAUUGCCAUGGGCAAGGUGUUGUUCGAUGACUUGGUUGAAUACGAGGACGGCACGCCUGCCACGGCCUCGCAGAUGGCCAAGGAUGUGUCCACCUUCUUGAACUGGUGCUCUGAGCCAGAGCACGACGAAAGAAAGAAGUGGGGUUUGAAGGCCAUCAUUGUGACCUCCUCGUUGUUCUUGUUGUCUGUCUGGGUCAAGAAGUUCAAGUGGCAACCAAUCAAGAACAGAAAGUUUACGUUCAACCCUCCAAAGAAGUAA
This is a messenger RNA of Metschnikowia bicuspidata var. bicuspidata NRRL YB-4993, 861 nucleotides long. RefSeq names its product ubiquinol--cytochrome-c reductase catalytic subunit (gene CYT1). The record is from RefSeq and is a predicted model, not a curated record. Lineage: Eukaryota; Fungi; Ascomycota; Pichiomycetes; Serinales; Metschnikowiaceae. The coding region runs from base 1 to 861 and encodes 286 amino acids. Gene Ontology annotation, biological process: mitochondrial electron transport, ubiquinol to cytochrome c. Gene Ontology annotation, molecular function: electron transfer activity; heme binding. The transcript has a single exon.